AAGUUAACUGUUGAAAUACCGAAGGAGAAGCAAGAAUGUAUUAUCCAUCUACUUGGCUUGCAGGAGUGUUGUGAAGUUGUCUCCAUUCGACAGGUUCAAUCGGGGCACGGUUAGUACUGCAAUGAUCUUGAACAAUGUAUUGUCACUUUUUAUUUAUGGGCUAAAAUUUUCCCCUAACAUCAUGGUUGCAGAGAAUACACCGCAGGGUAUUCCUUCGCUUUUGUAAAGGAAGUAAUAUGGCUUCUUUAUUGUUACAUAUAUAUAUAUAGACCAGUAGGUGAACUACGCAAAUCCUGAGGGCAUGGUUGUUUAAUACAAGCCUGUUUCGUAGGCCACCGAAAAGGUGACCCACUCUUCAGUUAAACUCCAUUAUAACACUGAAGCGUAAGGGUCUACAUCAAGAAACAAGAAAACUGAUGGCGUGAUAAAAAUCGUUACAUAUAACGUUUGAAAUUUAAAUUUUUAAGAAAUUUUAGAAUGAAAAGCGCGCGCUUGCUCUCAAUCGCCUACAACUCUUAUACGAAACCUAAGUCACAUGAAGCUUGCGCUACAAUCUCUGGCUUUCACAUGUUCGAUUGUACCUUAGAAUGAACUUGCGUCGAUGUCUGCAUGUAGAGACAAGUUUGUUGCGCUUGUUCAGUGUUGCCAUGUGAGGCCUACAGAUUAAAAAGAACUUCUCUGUUGUACAUGGCAAGUCUAAACAAAAGAAAUGAGCUGUCAUCGUGUUGUAGACAUGUUAGGAAAUUCCUGUUAAAAAAUGUAACAAUGUAAUGACAUGCCUAGACGUCACGUACGUAUCCAUUGUUCUGUAUUUCAAAUUUCUGUGAUUGUAACUGUUAUUUCUGGCAGUUGCCUGAUGACUGCUUCGCAAGAAGCAUGAAACUCAGAGUUGCAGUAAAUGUUCAAAUAACCUAGCUCUUGGAGUAUAAUUAUUCAUAGCUCUAGCUCUGCUAUUGAGCACUUUAUAGUAGAUGAGGAUUUCUUUCCACUUUUUUGGUUAUAUAUAUAUAUAUUAUAUAUGCUCCACUAUUUCAUUUUUGAAAAGCGUGCCACGUUUACAACGAUUAUCACUUUACGAUUCCAUGAGCAGUUUUUAUCAAAGACAAAAAAAAUUCACUGUGUCCAGCAAUUCCAUAACCCUAAAUAAAGUGUUACAUUAGGAAACAGCAUUUGGCGCUUCAAGUGGUGAAAAUUUCUUGCAGAUUUCUGUUUCUGUCUACGACCUCGUAUUUAUUUCAGAAUAUUACUAACCCUCUUCUCCGUUCAUUCAUUAGAAAAAACUACCAUUUUUCACUUUUCUUUCCAGGCCGAAAACGUUUCGCUGUGCCAAGAGAUGAUGAUACAUCUGUGCCGCCUACACCAGUUCGCAUCUUCCUGGCAAGAUACGAAGUCGCGUCUCCGGCAGAUGUACAGCAGCCCGUCGUAUCGGAUGAUGUAGUAGAGGGAGAUGAGAACAUUCCAGUUUCGACCUGUGAUUUUGCGUAA
Porites lobata is the source of this 1485-nucleotide messenger RNA. NCBI's taxonomy places the organism in Eukaryota, Metazoa, Cnidaria, Anthozoa, Scleractinia, Poritidae. The record is from the annotation of a GenBank genome assembly.